This is a messenger RNA of Ornithorhynchus anatinus (platypus), 1499 nucleotides long. It is a transcript of the gene GDAP1, whose product is annotated as ganglioside induced differentiation associated protein 1. Gene Ontology annotation, biological process: mitochondrial fission; mitochondrial fusion. Gene Ontology annotation, cellular component: mitochondrial outer membrane. Lineage: Eukaryota; Metazoa; Chordata; Mammalia; Monotremata; Ornithorhynchidae. The record is from RefSeq and is a predicted model, not a curated record. The transcript has 6 exons. Bases 82 to 1134 code for a protein of 350 amino acids.
GUGGGGGGCCCGACCCCGGGCCCGUGGACCCCCUGCCCCCGGCGCGGGAGGGAUCCGGGGGGCUCGGGACCGGACGCGGGGAUGGAGGACCUCGGGCCCGACGCGGGGCCGGACGAGGACGGCCGUCCGGUGCUCUACCACUGGUCGCACUCCUUCAGCUCGCAGAAGGUGCGGCUGGCGCUGGCGGAGAAGGGGGUCUGUUGCCGGCUGGUGUCGGUGAGCCUGCCCCUGGGCGAGCACCACCAGCCCUGGUUCAUGCGGCUGAGCCCCGAAGGGGACGUGCCCGUCCUCGUCCACCGCCGCCGACGCCUCCAUCGCCCCGACCACAUCGUCGACUACCUGGAGCGGGCCUUCCCGCCCAAAGAGGGUGUGGUGCGGCUGCUGCCGGAGGAGGGGAGCCCGUUGGCGGUGCGCGUGCAGCACUACCGGGAGCUGCUCGACUCCCUGCCCGUCGACGCCUACACCCUGGCCUGCCUCCUCCGACCCCAGCUGGCCCGCACCGCCCUCAUGCCCGCCGCCGCCGCCCACAGGAUCCGCAGCCACAUCGCCAACACGGAGUCGGAGCUGAAGCAGCUGGCAGAGCAGCACCCCGACCUGCGCGAUGCCUACCUCGCCAAGCAGAUGCGCCUCAAGUCAAAGCUGCGGGACCACGACAAUGUCCAGUAUCUGAAUAAAAUUCUGGACGAGCUGGAGAAGGUCCUGGACCAGGUGGAGAUGGAGUUACAGAGGAGGAACGAAGAAACGCCAGAGGAGGGGCACCCCCAGCCGUGGCUGUGCUGCGAGGCCUUCACCCUGGCGGACGUGUCCCUGGCCGUCACCCUCCACCGCCUGAGCUUCCUGGGCUUGGCCCAGUGCAACUGGGGGGCCGGGAAGCGGCCCAACCUGGAAGCCUACUACGAGCGCGUGCAGCGCAGGGAGACCUUCCGCCGCGUCCUGGGCCGCGUCAACAACAUCCUGCUGUCGGCCGUGCUGCCCACCGCGCUGCACGUGGCCCGCCGGAAGGCCCCGAGGAUCCUGGGGACGGCCCUGACGGCCGGGCUGCUGGCCGGGGCCGCCUACCUGGCGCUGACCCUGGGCCGCAGGCGGCUGGGCGGCGUCCUCUCCGCCCUCGGGGCCCGCUGGGGCCUCCGCUAGCCGGGCCCGGCGGGCCUCGCCCUCGGGACCCCGGGGGCGGACGGCGCCGCCCACGCCGGCACCCGGGACCGUCGCUGCGACCGGUCGGUCCGUCGGUCCGGACCCACCGAGGGCCUGGGCGAGGACGGGGGACUCGGCAGGCCGGGUCCCUGCCCCGGAGGAGGUUCCACUCCACUGGGGGCUGAGCUCUGUACCGAGCGCCCCGGAGAGGACGGUAAAGUCGGUAGACACGCCGCCGCCCUCGAGGACCCUCCGGUCGGUCUGCCGGGUGCGGAGCCCUGUACCGGGCGCCCGGGAGAGUAUAAUAAAGCUAGUAGAGGUGACGCCUACCCUCCGAGAGCUCACAGUCUACCGGUUAGAGCUGU